Messenger RNA from Rubroshorea leprosula, 3039 nucleotides. Lineage: Eukaryota; Viridiplantae; Streptophyta; Magnoliopsida; Malvales; Dipterocarpaceae. The record is from the annotation of a GenBank genome assembly.
CAAAGUACAAGGUAUCAAGUUCUUAAGACUAGAGAAGCAGCUUAAAGAUGGCAUUUCCAUGCAUGACGACGUUCCAAGUGCGUUGCUCUGUUCAAAAGCCCUCCAUUUCAACUCCUUUUCAGCACUUCAACACUACUUUCUCUUCUGCUCCAUUUUUGAAAGAGUUGCAGCAGCUUUCAUUGCAAACAGAUGUUCUGAAGACGAUUAAGAACAUGUCUACCAAGCUUUUAGAUGCAUUUGUGGACUCUACGUUUGAGUUCGUCGAUCAACCAUUGUCCCCGUCUGACAGUAACUUUGCUCCAGUGGAUGAAUUGGAAGAAGCUGUUGUUGUCACCAACAUUGAAGGGGAAAUUCCAAAUGAUUUUCCAGAGGGAGUCUACAUAAGAAAUGGACCCAACCCUCUUCAUGGAGGAUUGCCGGUAACCAAAUCUAUAUUUGGGAGGUCCAGUUAUAACGCGAUAGAAUCAGAAGGAAUGCUUCACGCUGUGUAUUUCAGUAAAGGCAAUGAUGGGAAUUGGACUCUUGUCUACAACAACAGAUAUUUGAGAUUCGGGACAGAGAACAAACAUGUAAGCAACACCAACGUUUUCGGGCAUUCGGGAAAGUUCUAUGCAAGUGCGGAGAAUUUUCUUCCACAAGAGAUCGACAUCUUUACACUUGAAACUGUAGACAGUUGGGAUGUGAAUGGAGCUUGGACCAGACCAUUUACCACACAUCCAAAGAGAGCUCCUGGCACCGGAGAGCUAGUUAUCAUGGGAAUCGAUGGAACUAAACCUUAUGUUGAAGUGGGGAUAAUCUCUGCUGAUGGGCAGAAAUUACUCCAUAGAGUUGAUCUCAAAUUGGAUAGGGCCACCGUAUCACAUGAAAUUGGAGUUACACCCAGGUACAACAUUUUCAUGGAUUAUCCAUUGGUAAUAAACAUAAAUAGACUCUUACGCGGUGACCCAUUGUUAAAAUUCGAGAAGGAUGGAUAUUCAAGGAUUGGUGUAAUGCCUCGUUUUGGUGAUUCAGAUUCAAUUAAAUGGUUUGAUGUGAAACCAAAUUGCACACUUCAUCUUAUCAAUUCUUUUGAAGAUGGGGAUGAGGUUGUGGUGUGGGGAUGUAGAGCUCUUGAAUCCGUUAUACCAGGACCAGCUGCGGGGGAAGAUAAAUUUGAGUGGUAUUCAAGCAGAUUUAGGUCCAAGGGAUCACCCAUUGAAGGAAGUGCUGAAGAUGAAUUGAUAUUUUCUCGGCCUUAUGAGUGGAGACUAAACAUGCAAUUGCAAACUGGAGAUGUCAAGGAGAGAUUUCUGGCUCGAACUGAAUUUGUCUUAGAUUUUCCAACGAUAAAUCAAGAUUUUUUUGGUGUUCAAAAUAAAUUUGCUUAUACCCAAGUCGUGGAUUCGAUUGCAAGUUCAACUGCAGGCACAAUGAAGUAUGGAGGCCUUGCCAAGCUGUACUUAAUUGAAGAGCCAAACACCCAAUUUUCUCCGAAAGAGGGCCAGGGAGAAGGCCAGAUAAAGGUGGAAUAUCACAUGUUUGAAGAGAACACAUUUUGCACUGGAGCUGCAUUUGUCCCUAAACAAGGAGGUGGUGAGGAAGAUGAUGGCUGGAUCAUCACUUUUCUUCACAAUGAAAUUACUGAUGUAUCUCAAGUUCUCAUGGUUGAUACAAAGAACUUCUCUAAGGAGCCAGUUGCAAGGAUUAAGCUGCCAUAUAGGAGCAACUCUGCCCCAGUAGAUGAACCGGAAGAAGCUGUUGUUAUCCGUAUCACUGCCACUGAAGGCAGAAUCCCAGAUGAUUUCCCAGAGGGUGUUUACAUAAGAAACGGACCAAAACCUCUUUUCGGAGGGUUGAAAUCAACAAUGUCUCUGUUUGGGAGGUCAAGUCAUAUCUGGGUGGAAGGAGAGGGCAUGCUUCAUGCUUUGUAUUUUAGGAAAGGCAUUGAUGGGAAUUGGACUGUUGUCUACAACAACAGGCAUGUUGAAACAGAAACAUUCAAGCUAGAAAAACAACUAAAAAAACCAUCUUUUCUUCCUACCAUUGAAGGGGAUUCACUAUCUAUUCUGUCUGCAUAUGUACUUAAUGUGAGAGCUCCAGGAAGUGGGGAGCUAGUUAUAAUAUUGGGGAUUAAUGCAACAAAACCUUUUGUUGAAGUAGGAGUAGUUUCUGCUGAUGGACAGAAAUUAGUCCAUAAGGUGGAUCUCAAACUCAACAGAUGCUCCCUUUCACAUGAAAUUGGAGUUACACAGAGAUUAAUUAAAUACCAGAAAGAAGGAUAUGCGAGGAUUAGUGUAAUGCCUCGGUAUGGUGAUGCAGAUUCAAUUAGAUGGUUUGAUGUUGAACCAAAUUGCACACUUUAUCUUAUCAAUUGUUUUGAGGACGGUGAUGAGGAUGUAGUUAGGGGCUGCAGGGCUCUUGAGUCUAUCAUACCAGGACCUGAUGGGGGCAUACGAGUGGAGACUAAACAUGCAAACUGGGUCAAGGAGAGAAAUCUGAUGGGAAACAACUUCUCCAUGGACUUUCCUAUGGUUAAUGGAGCCUAUUCAUGUGUUAAGAAUAAAUAUGGCUACACUCAAGUUGUCGAUUCCAUUGCAAGUUCUACUUCAGGCAUGGCAAAGUAUGGAGGACUUGCAAAGCUGUACUUUGAAGAACCAAAGACUAAAGUUUCUUCUGUGCUUUUAUGCAUGUCCAGCCGCAAAUUUCGAAAGGAUCAUAUUGAUAUUUCCCCAAAAUUUAUCCCAUCUUGCAAUUGUAAUCAAACUGGAAAAUGCAGGAAGAAAGCUGCGCUUUUGCAGACUUGCUUCUGUUAUGCAGCAGGGUGUGAAUUGAGUUAGACUUGUAAUAUUGAGAAAAUCUAAAAAGAUACGAUUCAAUGGAUGAUUUCCUUCACAUGUUCAAAUGGGUUGUUCAUUUUUGUUGGUGAUGCCAUUAUUGUAAUGUUACGGAGUGUAAGUUUAGGAUCACAUUAUAAUGUCACGUGAUAUUAUAAUUAUAUUAUAUAUUUUUUUUAUUUUAAUUCGACCAAAUAAAAUGCCUAAAUGAAGCUUGGAUCUUUCC